This is a messenger RNA of Cicer arietinum (chickpea), 2771 nucleotides long. Its product is annotated as beta-D-xylosidase 1. Gene Ontology annotation, biological process: arabinan catabolic process; xylan catabolic process. The record is from RefSeq and is a predicted model, not a curated record. Gene Ontology annotation, cellular component: apoplast. Lineage: Eukaryota; Viridiplantae; Streptophyta; Magnoliopsida; Fabales; Fabaceae. Gene Ontology annotation, molecular function: alpha-L-arabinofuranosidase activity; xylan 1,4-beta-xylosidase activity.
CCUCUCUAUCUGAAACACACACCACAUUCACCUCACUCUCAUUUUUCAUUGAUUUCUCAUCAAUUUUGAAUUGAUCACACCACAAUGGGUUGUUACAAAAGGUUAAUACUAAUACCUUUUGGGCUAUUAAUUUUCAUUAUGGUGGUAGCAUUAGUAGUUGAAGGAAGGGUACCCUUUGCAUGUGACCCAAAAAACGGUUUAACAAGAGGGUACAUAUUUUGCAAUAAAAACGUGCCAAUUCAUGUGAGAGUACAAGACCUUAUAGGAAGACUCACAUUGGCAGAAAAGAUAAGACUUGUUGUGAACAAUGCAAUUGAAGUUCAAAGACUUGGAAUACAAGGUUAUGAGUGGUGGUCGGAGGCUUUACACGGCGUUUCAAAUGUGGGUCCCGGUACUAAAUUCGGUGGGCCCUUCCCCGCCGCCACUAGUUUUCCUCAAGUUAUCACCACCGCUGCUUCUUUCAAUCAAUCUUUGUGGCUUCAAAUUGGACGGGUUGUGUCCGAUGAAGCAAGAGCAAUGUAUAAUGGUGGAGCGGCAGGAUUGACAUAUUGGAGUCCUAAUGUAAAUAUUUUCCGUGACCCUCGGUGGGGUCGUGGCCAGGAGACUCCCGGCGAAGACCCUACUUUGGCUGGAAAAUAUGCAGCGAAUUAUGUUCAAGGAUUACAAGGCGACGGUGCCGGGAACCGGCUCAAGGUUGCUGCUUGUUGUAAACAUUACACUGCCUAUGACCUUGAUAACUGGAAUGGUGUAGACAGGUUUCAUUUCAAUGCCAAGGUAAGUAAACAAGACUUGGCAGACACAUAUGACAUACCAUUCAAAUCGUGCGUGUUGGAGGGAAAGGUUGCGAGUGUAAUGUGUUCCUACAAUCAAGUGAAUGGUAAACCAACCUGUGCCGAUCCUGAACUCCUUCGCAACACUAUCCGUGGCGAAUGGCGCCUCAACGGGUACAUAGUUUCAGAUUGUGAUUCGGUUGGAGUUUUUUAUGACAACCAACAUUACACAAAAACACCCGAAGAAGCAGCGGCGGACGCCAUAAAAGCAGGCCUUGAUUUGGACUGUGGGCCAUUUUUGGCCCUUCAUACAGAUGGUGCUAUUAAGCAAGGGCUUAUUUCAGAGAAUGAUCUUAACCUUGCUUUAGCUAACCUUAUUACGGUCCAAAUGAGAUUGGGUAUGUUUGAUGGAGAACCAUCGGCCCAACCAUAUGGGAAUUUAGGCCCACAAGAUGUUUGCACACCGGCCCAUCAACAACUUGCACUUGAAGCAGCUAGACAGGGUAUUGUCCUUUUACAAAACAAAGGAAACACAUUGCCACUGUCUCCUACACGAUACCGUACCGUUGGAGUCAUUGGUCCCAAUUCAGAUGUUACUGUUACAAUGAUAGGGAAUUACGCUGGUGUGGCGUGUGGUUAUACGACGCCGUUGCAAGGGAUUGCUAGAUACGUGAGGACCGUUCAUCAAGUGGGAUGUAGAGAUGUGAGUUGUGGUGGGAACCAACUAUUUGGGUCGGCAGAGACGGUAGCAAGGCAGGCUGAUGCAAUAGUAUUAGUAAUGGGCUUAGACCAGUCCAUAGAAGCAGAAUUUAGAGAUAGAGAUGGGCUUCUUUUACCGGGCCUCCAACAAGAGCUAGUGUCUAGGGUGGCAAGGGCCGCAAGAGGCCCAGUUAUCUUGGUCAUCAUGUCUGGUGGCCCAAUUGAUGUUACAUUUGCCAAAAAUGAUCCCAAGAUUAGUGCCAUUUUGUGGGUUGGUUAUCCUGGCCAAGCUGGAGGAACUGCCAUUGCUGAUGUCAUUUUUGGAAGAACUAACCCAGGAGGAAGGUUACCUAUGACAUGGUACCCACAAGAUUAUGUGACCAAAGUGCCAAUGACAAACAUGGACAUGCGUCCAAACCCAGCAACAGGGUACCCAGGAAGAACCUAUAGAUUCUACAAGGGCCCAGUAGUGUUCCCAUUUGGGCAUGGGCUUAGUUACACAAGAUUCACCCAAACCUUAGUACUUGCUCCCAAACAAGUCUCAAUCCCUUUUGCAAGCCUUCAAGCCCAAGCCAAAGCCCAAGCCUUCACAAACUCAAGUUACAAAGCAGUGAAAGUGAGUCAUGCAAAUUGUGAUGAAAUGGAAGUAGGGUUCCAUGUGGAUGUGAAAAAUGAAGGGUCAAUGGAUGGGACCUACACCCUUCUCAUUUUCUCAAAAGCACCUCAUGGAAAAUGGUCAGCUUUGAAACAAUUGGUGAGCUUUCAUAAGACCUAUGUUCCAGCUGGAUCAAAGACACGUGUCAAUGCUGGUAUUCAUGUUUGCAACCACCUUUCCAUUGUGGAUGAGUUUGGGGUUCGAAGAAUCCCAAUUGGUGAACAUGAACUUCAAAUUGGUGAUCUCAAACAUUCUAUUUUUGUCCAAACUUCGGACCAAAUCAAACAUUAAAUGUAAAAAAAAUGAAAUAUACAAAAUAAGUUUUACAAUAUUUUUACUAAAGAUUUCUCAAGUGAGUUUAAAUUACAAAGAAAAAAAAUUCAUAAGAAUAAUUUUGAAUGUAUGCAAAUGUAAAAUAAGGAAUAGAGGUGGGGGAUUAUUUGUAAGUCAGUUUAUUAUAGUGUAACACCAAUGUGCCAUUCUUGCUACAAAUGUAAAAUAGGGAAAUGUUUGUGACAUUGUAAAAUAGUCACUUUGGCAAGUCUAGUACUAUUGUUUGUCACACAAAAAGUGUAGUAUUAUUUGCACUUUAUAUGUUGUUGAGAAAGGUUUUUGAACAAAGUUGUAAGUUCUUAUCAUUACUCAUU